AUGAGGCUAUCAGCCAUGUCGAUGCCGCAAGCCGGCUCAGUCAACUUCCUGGACAGCAACGGGAAGCCCUGCCCCGCUCAGAUGGCCAACAUCUUGCUGGGCACCAACGAGCCCGACAUCUACGGCAGCUGCAUGGGAGACAUGUUUGGGAAGUGCACGUCCCACUGUGACACACAAGUGGACUGCCCGGCUGCUCGUUUGUUUCCUACGGAUGAGAUUCAUGCCCAGCCCAACUCGCGCGGCGAAUGUAAUUGCUGGCAGUACUCCCACGCCACAGGCGCUGGCUUUUGGCCUUUGGCGGGAUGCCAGGCCAGUCAGCCGCUCCCUAAGAUGUGGGAGGACCCGGGCUGUGUGGGCACUGUGAUGCAGAACUGGAAGCAGACUGCUCAACUGGCCUAUGCCAAGGGAUACAAGUACUUGUCGACUCCCUUGGUGGCCGAGAAUUUGGACUAUGCCAAGUCUUUCAUUGAGCACGCCUGCGGCUGCAGUGGGGGUCAAUGCAGCUGCCAGGAUGCCAGCUGCGGUUGCCCGGUCUACGUGGGCUUUCACUUCUAUGCCUAUGACUGCAUGCCGGAGGGCACCGGUGGCUAUGAGACCUUGCAAGAGCGUUUGGACGCCACAGCGCGAAUCAUGGAGCAAUACCCCUUCGUCAAGGGUGCCAUCAUUAAUGAGGUUGGCAUGCUGAACUGUGCCUCUGAAGACAAGAACCCCAUUUGCGUGCCAGAUUCUGGGAGGUAUCCGGCGAAUCAGCAGAAGGACCACAGCUGCCCAACAACAGAGGAUCUGCCUCAUGGCAUGGCCAGUUUCAUCAAUGGGCUCAUGGAUCGUAUCAUCCAGGCACAAACCAGCGAUGGGCGAAAGGUGGUCAAGUCGCUGUCGUGGUUCAACGCCAAUCAAGAUGGAGGUGUCUACAACCUCCUUUUGUUCAACAGUGAUGGCAGCCUCAACGAGGCGGGUGAAGCAUACCUUUCUGCCUGCAGCCGCUGGCGGGGACGGUGA
Molecule: messenger RNA, 999 nt
Organism: Durusdinium trenchii
Lineage: Eukaryota; Dinophyceae; Suessiales; Symbiodiniaceae
Source: the annotation of a GenBank genome assembly